AUGCAACUAACUGAAGAAUUUGCUGCUACGACACAAUAUUUUCCUGUAAGGAAGGCCUUAGAUGACGACACCAUUCACAAUUUUAAACCAGCAAAGAAAAUUACCCUAGAUGAUUUAAAUCAGAAUGUGCUGAAAUCAGAAUAUGCCGUCAGAGGUUCCAUCCCAAGAAGAGCAGAAGAAUUGGAAUUCGAACUAUUAAAUAAUGACAGUUCUGAUUCUCUUGCUUUUGAAAACAUCGUUCACGCCAAUAUUGGUAAUCCACAACAAUUGGAUCAAAAACCUUUGACGUUUUCUAGGCAAGUUAUCUCAAUUUUACAAUAUCCAGAACUGUUGAAUCAAAGAAACAUCCUUGUAUCAACAGGCAUUUUUAAGUCGGAUGCAAUGGAACGGGCCGAAACUUUGCUCUGCCAUAUAGGCGGCUCGGUGGGCGCUUACUCUUCUUCACAAGGUGUCUAUGGUAUUCGAGAAACUGUCGCCAAUUACAUAACUGCUAGAGAUAACGGGGAAACUGCUUCUCCUGAUGAUAUAUUUUUGACGGAAGGUGCCUCCAAAGCCGCUAGCUAUCUGCUUUCAUUAUUGUGCAAAGAUAAAAAUACCGGUGUACUGAUCCCAAUUCCACAAUAUCCUUUAUACACUGCCACCAUAACUCUUUGUGACGCCAAGAUGCUGCCUUACUACCUAAAUGAAGAGUCAGGUUGGUCGACUAACACAAAUGAGAUUGAGAAAGUAGUUCUAGAUGCAAUUGCUGAUAACGUCAAGCCAUCUGUCAUGGUUGUAAUUAAUCCGGGAAAUCCAACUGGUUCAGUUCUCAGCAAAGACGAUAUCAUCCACAUAAUAAAUAUUGGUGCCAAGUAUGGGAUAGUAUUGAUUGCUGAUGAAGUCUAUCAAGAAAACAUUUUUGAUGGUGAGUUUCAUUCCAUGAAAAAAGUUUUGAGAUCCUUACAGAAACAAUAUCCUGGAAAAUAUGAUGCCGUUCAGUUGGCUUCUCUCCACUCUACUUCAAAAGGUGUCUCUGGAGAAUGUGGCCAAAGAGGUGGUUAUAUGGAACUGGUGGGUUUUAAGGAUGAAAUCAGACAGGCUAUUCUGAAAUUAGCUUCAAUCUCAUUAUGUUCUGUAAUUACAGGCCAAGCUUUGGUUGAUUUAAUGGUAAAUCCCCCAAAGAAAGGUGAUGAAUCAUACGAGUUAGAUAAUUUCGAAAGAAAAAAUAUUCAUGAAACUCUAAAAGAAAGAGCUGAGAAAUUGUAUAAUCUAUUUUGUCAGUUAAAGGGAGUGGAAUGUCAAAAGCCACAGGGCGCCAUGUACCUUUUCCCCAAAUUACACUUUCCACAGACACUAAUAACGGAGGCAAUAAAUCAAAAUAUGAGCCCAGACGAAUUUUACUGUCACGCACUUCUAGAGGCUACCGGCAUUUGUACAGUACCAGGUUCAGGUUUUGGUCAAAAAGAAGGUACCUAUCAUCUAAGAACCACAUUCUUGGCACCUGGAAAUCAAUGGACGGAAAAAUGGAAGUUAUUUCAUGAAGAAUUUUUUUCCAAGUAUCAGUGA
Kazachstania africana CBS 2517 is the source of this 1545-nucleotide messenger RNA. RefSeq lists its product as uncharacterized. Gene Ontology annotation, molecular function: L-alanine:2-oxoglutarate transaminase activity; pyridoxal phosphate binding. Gene Ontology annotation, biological process: biosynthetic process. Bases 1 to 1545 code for a protein of 514 amino acids. The transcript has a single exon. NCBI's taxonomy places the organism in Eukaryota, Fungi, Ascomycota, Saccharomycetes, Saccharomycetales, Saccharomycetaceae. The record is from RefSeq and is a predicted model, not a curated record.